CUCAUCAGAAGUAGUCAUAGUUUGAAGUUGAAGGCAGACCACGGUUCGUGUUGGACCGGGGUCCUGCGCUUUACAUAAAUAAACAGUCUCAUUACAGAACAAAAAGAUGUUGUGUAUUUUAUUUUUGGUUUCACUCUGAGUUCAUGCAAUUUUUACAAUACGAACUAAAUUUCUAUUUAGUUUCUGUGAAAAAGUGUACAAAGAAAUGUUUUAGGAGGGAUAACUUUCCCCGUGCCUGCGAGGGAACGAAAAGCAAUGAAUACGGCGACAACGUGUGCCGUCAGUACGCUUUUGACAUUUCGCUUUGUCUCCGUUUCGUAGUGUUGUGUUUUUCGUACUUCGCGAGCCUGUGUGUGCGAGAAUUGUAUUUGGCUGAGAUGCUGACGAGAUUAUCACGACGGGUUACUGCAGCGGACGGAACAGCACAUUUCGGGGCAUAAAUCGCAGUAACCUUCGCGUAACGGGUGUGUGUGUGCUAGAUUCGUUGUUCGUCAGCAUUCUUGACAGUAUCAGGAAACGGAUACGGGCGGUUUAUUGCAAACGGGAGAGGAAUCGUGUGGCUGCUCCAAUGAUUGCGUUUUCUUUGCGAUCGGGAAUGUUUUGAUUCUUGUACGGAAUCACGGAUUUUUUAUAUGUCAUCGUCGUAAUUGACAGAGAGAGCGAUUAAGCAAUUUUUUUUCUUGUGGAGGAAGUCAUAGAAGGCAGAGGAAGGAGCGAGAAAAAGAAGCUUUUAGCACGGUGACGACGGAUUUUCAUGCGUUGAUUGCGGUCGCAUAGUGACUACGUAAUGUACAAGGUCGAGCUGAAACAGGAAAAAGCUGAGGACGUGGAUGACCAGCAGCAGGAAAAUGCCAAAAGCGACGACGACCAUAGUGGAUCGGAUCAGGAAAUCGUGGUGGGAAUCGAUGAGGACCAUAUUAAUUUCUUGACCAGUAUGGCGUCCGGUGAUGAUUCACUGGAUUGCCCGCCUGAGGUUAGUAGAAAACGAGGGAGAAGCGAACACGAUGAGGAUGAAGAUGAAGACGUAAUGGCUACGGCGGAAUCAAUUUUAUCGAAGGCGGCGGAACGUACGAACCAGCAAAUAUACACAUGCGAGUAUUGCAACAAAACCUUCACCUGGCUAAAAUCCCUUACGGUGCAUCUUCGCACUCAUACCAACGUAAAACCGUAUAAAUGCGAACUUUGCGAUAGGUCCUUUGUGCGGUCCGAUUAUCUUAAAUACCAUAUAAUGAAGUCCCACGAAACAAACGAACAGGUUUUCACUUGUACAGCGUGUUCUGGGGUGUUUGCCACUAACCGAGGCUUAUUCAGGCACAUUCGAACCGAGCACGAUGGCAUUGCUGAACGGAAGGAUAACAUUCCAAUGGGUGUGGAUUGCGCAUCGGACAACGAAUCGUACGGAGAUGUGGAUGAAAACGGAAAAUACGCGUGUACCUAUUGCGAGGAAUCUUUCGACGCUCGUGACCCACUGAUUGGCCACAUGCGAGGGCAUCUUGGAGAAAAACCCUAUAAAUGUGACCUUUGCUCAAAGUCUUUCAUUCGUCAGGAUUUCCUGCAGUGCCAUCGGUCGAAUCACUUCAAAACGCUGGACUACAAAAAUAACGGGUACGCAACAGAAACAUCCAAACGACCCCGAAUCAGUCUGCGGAAGCUGGAAGAUCUGGUACCUUCUAAUUCCGUCUCGAGAGCGGAAUCCAGCGAUGACGAGGCUGGCGAUGGGGGUGCUAGUUCAUCGGAGAGCGAGCACCAGAUGGUACAACGCGGAAACUGCCACAAGGGCGGCGCUGAAGGUGACGAACGGAGCAGUCUACUGGCGGCGCUGCUGAGGGAGGUUUCCAAAACCGAUAACGACUGGUUCCAGUGUCCACGGUGCGACAAAACAUUCUCGCAGGAAACGUCCUUGAAAGUGCACCUAAGGACACACACGGAUAUCGACACGUACAAAUGCCCCCUUUGUGAUCUGGCGUUCAUACGACCCGACUACCUGAAGAGCCACCUCAAGAAACACAUCGAAGACAACGGCGAGGAUCCGGGGGCUCCCGGAUCGAUCGAUACCUCGACGGUGUCUUCUGGCGCUUUCGCGGGAAGCACCACAAGUUCGGUUCCCUCAUCGCUAUCACUCCUGAAACCGCUCAAUGCCCGACCACAAUCCACCGGCAUCUCACUGCUCAAACCGCCCGAGGAACGGAAACCUCCCGACCAGCCGGAGUACUGCAUUCGCACGGACGAUGGGAAAUUCAUGUGUACCGCAUGUGAGCGAGUUUUCUCCCACCAGCAAACGGUUCGAAUACACUACCGGAUACAUACCAACGAAAAACCCUACAAAUGUAGCCAUUGCACGGAAUCGUUCAUUCGAUCGGACUAUCUGGAGCGGCACCUGAAAGUACACUGGAAGGAUGGUCCGGUGAUUACGCCCCCGAUGAUGGGAAAAAGUUGGCUCACGACGACCGGCACGGCCGAUAGUGGUGACUCAAUCAGUCCCCAGAAACCUAAAAUUGGACGCGCUGGACUUCAUCCAGAAAACUAUCACUUUAUCGAAGCUGGUGAUGGUCAGUACGUGUGUAAGAUCUGCGACCAGAUGUUUGCUCACAGCGAUUUAUUGCGAAAGCAUGCGCUCACCCACACGGAAGAGAAGCCCUUUUUCUGCGAUAUUUGCGACCGAUCCUUCAACAGAGUCGAUUAUCUGAAGGAACACUUCAAAUCGAAACGACAUCGCCAGGCGCUAGCGGAAGUAAACGGGGAAACGAUGGACGAUGAUGAUGAUGAUUCGACCACCGAUACGAGCCUCACCGGAAGAAUGGCUAAGACAAAGUCGCCCAUCAGUCCGAUGACCAAUGCUCUGGCCGAUCGGAUCGAGUUCCAACGAACCGGAGACGGUCGGUAUAAGUGCUCCGAGUGCGACAAGACUUUCGUGACGGCUGUGACACUGAAAAUGCACCUCCGGCUGCAUACAGGCGAAAAACCCUACAAGUGCUCCAAGUGUAGCAUGGCAUUCAUCCGGUCGGAUUAUUUAAAAACACACGAGAAAAUUCACCGUCAGGAAGCGUACAUGAGUCAGCGCAAUUUGGCCUCGAUGGACAAUACUACCUCGGGUGAUGAAUCGGACGAAGAAAGAUUGCACGACGGGUCGAUAGCAAGUAGGAACGGUCAAUCAGAGGGCAAUCAAGAGGAGCUGCGUGGUGAUAGGUCUGACGGGGAGGUGGAGGAGGACGGUGAGGAAGAACAGGACGAUGAGGAAGAUGACGAGAGUGAGGAUGAACAGGUCAUUGAAAUAAUGGUGAAAGAGGAGGACUCGGAUGAUGAUGAGGAUGAGGACGAAGAUCAAGAAGGGGAUGAUGAACAGGAAGAACAACAUGAAGAGGAAGAGGAAAAGGAGAACGAAAACAACAAUGGCUAUGAACACGACGACAGCACAUCUCGUGCGAGUGCCGGUACUGGCUCGGAACCUUCGGGUCCGAAAUCGAAACAUCGCUGCCAUUUGUGCAAGAAAGAAUUCGCAUGGCCAAAGUCACUGAAAAUCCACCUCCGCACCCACACCGGGGAACGUCCGUACGAAUGUGACGUAUGCGGCAAAAGUUUUACCAGAUCCGACAGUUUGAAGGCGCACAGGAACACACACGGCGAUGUUCGGGUGCUUCAGUGCCAUCUAUGCGAUGCCAGCUUCCUUGACGGGAGUGGUCUUAUUCGACAUCAGAAGAUGAAACAUGGCAUCGAGCCAUUAGAUGGUUAAAUGCUUCGAACUUUUCUUUUUGGCGAAUCGUUGUAAAUAGGCAUACAUGUGUAGGCUGAUCACGUUUCUUGGUAUCACGUCCAUACGAAGACAAUAUUUUUCUCGGAUGCACCAGUCAGCACACCGAGUUAGUCAUGCAAAGAGUGCAAGUGUUUCAUCAAAUUUCUGGUUAGAAUCGGAACACAAAAUGGUUAUAUUGAAAUCAACACUGCACGGAACAGACAAACACACAAACAUACAUACACACGCAUAUAACAAACAAUACAAAAAAUCAAGAUAAUCUAUAAUCUAGCUUAGGGUAAUGAAAAAGAAACACAAUUUUCUUGUAGAUUUUUUACGGUUUUUAUUUAAAAUAGCUGUAGAUUCAAAGGAAAGGCACCGAGCCUGACAGUUAUCGUUACAGUAUAUAUGUAAACAUUUUCCUCGAUAUCGUGAAAUUGCGAAUGAAGCGAUGAAUUUGAGCAUUUAAUUUUAAUGCGAUUUUUGUGUAAAGGGAAAACACUAGUGGCUUUUCUCUCGUCUUUGAAUUUUAAAACUCUGGUGUACAAACGAACGGCAAGCAAAAUUUAGGUAUACUUUUGUGUAGUCACUACCCGAAGAUGUUAGAUUGUUUUUACAUGAAAUAUGUAUAUUUGUAUCGAGUUCACUUCAAACUCUGCGUACAACAAAGUGAUGAAAUCAUU
Toxorhynchites rutilus septentrionalis is the source of this 4413-nucleotide messenger RNA. RefSeq names its product zinc finger protein 271-like. The transcript is spliced from 5 exons. Gene Ontology annotation, molecular function: RNA polymerase II transcription regulatory region sequence-specific DNA binding; DNA-binding transcription factor activity, RNA polymerase II-specific; zinc ion binding. Gene Ontology annotation, biological process: regulation of transcription by RNA polymerase II. The record is from RefSeq and is a predicted model, not a curated record. Gene Ontology annotation, cellular component: nucleus. The coding region runs from base 788 to 3730 and encodes 980 amino acids. NCBI's taxonomy places the organism in Eukaryota, Metazoa, Arthropoda, Insecta, Diptera, Culicidae.